This is a messenger RNA of Brenthis ino (lesser marbled fritillary), 1611 nucleotides long. Lineage: Eukaryota; Metazoa; Arthropoda; Insecta; Lepidoptera; Nymphalidae. The record is from the annotation of a GenBank genome assembly.
AUGAUUGCGGGGCCCCCAAUGAGUUUCGGUAUGAUGAAAGGCGGUAUGAAUGCACCGCAUAACCAAUACCAGUACCACCCCCAAUACCCGGGCGGGUCAAGCAUGGGCCCGCCGGGUUAUGGGUGGCAACAUCAGGGGCGUUUCGCUGCAGAGAGUGCGAGGCGCGCCGGAGGCUCCACGCAGAGUGCGCAGGCCGCCAAGGACGAUAAGACGAGCCCCUUCGUAUCCACUAUACAUUCUCAUCCUGGAUUCCAACCGCAGAAAAUUGGAAAGGGGGCUGGUGGGGGUGCAGGGCUCCCCAAGCCUCCAAAACCACCAGAAAAGCCUCUAAUGCCUUACAUGCGUUACUCCAGAAGAGUAUGGGACAGUGUAAAAGCUGCUAACCCAGAUUUAAAACUAUGGGAAAUUGGUCGCAUUAUCGGUGGUAUGUGGAGAGACUUACCUCAAUCUGAAAAGUAUGCAUUUGUUGAUGAAUAUGAAGCUGAGAAGGCGCAGUACACAGAAAUGUUGAAAACAUAUCAAUCUUCGCCUGCGUAUAUACAAUGGCUGGCUCACAAGAAUAGAGUUGGUAACUUGGAAGAAGAAAGUUCAAGUAAGAAAGGUGGUUCGCAGAAAGAACAACAGCAGCAAGACAGAAGAAUUGAUAUCCAGCCUGCUGAAGAUGAAGAAGAUCAAGACGAGGGUCUGUCAGUGAAGCACGUGGCGUACGCCCGCUACCUGCGCAACCACCGGCUCAUCAACGAGAUAUUCUCCGAUACGGUGGUGCCCGACGUGCGCUCUGUCGUCACCACUGCCAGGAUGCAGAUCCUAAAGAAACAAGUACAAUCACUUACAAUGCACCAAAAAAAGCUGGAAGAUGAACUGCAACAGAUUGAAGAGAAGUUCGAAGCGAAGAAGCGUAAAUUCAUUGAAAGCAGUGAAGCAUUCCAAGAAGAACUAAAAAAACAUUGCAAGCCAGCAGUGGACGAAGACACAUUCGCCCGUAUGGUGGAACGCGCGCUGGAACAACUGCGGCGCGGCGUCGCACCGCAACCCCACAGGGAUCGGCCCCAUGAGCCGAUGGAUCAAGACCAAGCUAUCAAAAGCGACACCGGACCAAACGCUCCAACGCAAGUGGACAAGGUGUCAACUACUGAUGUAAAGCCAGACACACACAACACUACGGAGCUAAACAAGCCCGAAGCGGAGCCCAAGGACUGCGCCCCCGAGACUAGUGCCACACAGGAGAAUGAAGGCGAGCGCAAAGAAGACAAACCACUGGAAAUGAAGAUGACAGAGAACAACAGAGAAGUUCCAGUGCCAGUACCAGUUGUGCCUCCACAACCACCCAUUAACUCUCCCACGCCACCAGUAACCAUGAUGAUGCCACCCAACGCCAACGCUCCAUCUGCUCACCCUGCUCAACCCCACGGAGGACCUCCACCCCCACCAGGUGGCUACAACUCUGCCGGCUACGGCGGCCGCUACUACGGCGGGUACGCAGGCGCGUUCCCGCCCUACCCGCACUACUACCCGGAGCACUACGCGCACCACCCGCCCGCCGCGGCGCAUCCGCCCGCCCAUCACCAUGACGUUAAGCCUGAGGAGCCACCUGCUAAAAAGGAGGCCGAA